UAACCCUUGGAGUACCGGCCUCUUUUAACCGUGAUUUUGAUGACAUGUGUUCUUUUUUAAUAAUCCUUUUACUUUUCAGCCAAUAUUUUCGUAAGAUCUGACCUUUUCUUGUUUUAUUCUAUAGAAAAAAAUGAGAACGAUGUUCCUUAUUUAGAACAAUUAAUACAAAAGACACGUUUGACAGAAUGAUCACUACAAACGAACGAAGAACAACUGAAACAUUGAAUUGAUGUUUUCUUGUCCGUAGAACGUUCACAAAUGGAGCACCUUUUUCGUUUUGGUUGAGUGGGAUUUUCAUUCGCUUCUGCCGGAUCGUUCUUCGACACAGGAUAACCGACGAUUGCUAAAGCAUUUAGAAUAUCUGUGUUCAAAAAUUUCGAGUUCUUCGAACGAAAAUCCAACAGAUGCGAUACCAGUGCUAAUCCUAAUUCUUCCAAAAAUAAUCGACGUUUAUGAUUUGUAUUCUGCUUCCAUUGAGGAUUUUUCACUUUCCAGACAAUCAGAGCAUUUAUGGCAGCAAUGUCUAUCAUCCCAUAGAAAAUACAAACUGGCCAUCGCUUUGUACCUCGUUUUACCUGAAAAGUAAAAUAAGCUAUAGAAAUACUGAAAUAUUUUUUACCGUGUAUUUAUGACACAUUUGAUCAACAGUAUCGACAGCCCCCUUUGUUUUGUUAUAAUCCAAUAUAAUGAUCGGUUUUCCAGUUUUAUUGUCCACUUGAUUGUCGUGAUGUUUUGAGGAGAGCAAUAAAACAGCUUUAUUCUGUUUUGGGACAAAUGAAACUAAGGUUAAACCAUCUUGGAAACCAAAGAGCGAAGAACCCACUUCACGAUUUUCGUUGGAUUGAAACUCGAUAGGUAUUUCUGACUUGUUUUUUCGCAGUGUUCCUAUAAGAGUCAGAUUCUUUGUUUGAAGCGUUUGGGCUAAUGGAACACUUGUGAAGAAAUUAUCUAUUGUAACGUUUCUUUGGAAGCCGUAAAGUGGUUUGAGUAAUUCUAGAACGACUUUGGCACCUAUCUGUGUUUGUCUUUGCUCAUUCGGUUGUCGUCCAACGUAAGGAAAUGCAUUGAAUACAUAAUGUGAGUCCACAUCAACGCAUAGCCAAAAUUUUAAUCCGUAUUUGUCAGGCUUUUUUGGCAUAUAUUGACGGAAGGAACAUUUUCCUCUAAAUCCUAGUAGUUGUUCAUCAAUAGUAACAUUUGAUCCCGGUGUGUAACAUGUUUGUAAGCAAUUUUGGAAAUAUGACCAGAUUUCACGAAUUGCUGCAAAUUUAUCUGUUCGUUUUCUUUCUUCCCUUGUUCUUUUGUCGUCAAAUCUCAAACAAGAAAUAAUAUCCUGAAAACGAGUUCUUGACAUAGUGGCUUUGAAUAUUGGCGGUUCUAAUGGACUUCUUCUCCAUAAGCAUUUCAGAUCGAUCUUCGAUUUCCCCAAUAAACCAGCAAGCAAUAAAAGUCCAAUAAAUGCUUUCAAUUCUAUGAGUGUUAUUUCUUCAAUUUUUUUCGUGGAGGUAUUCUUGUGAGUAUACUCCAAGUUUGAAUAAUCCAAGAUUUUUUCCAGAAGUUUGUUUGGCAUAAAACACAUGAAUGCAUCUUCGACAGAUGAAAUAUUUUCACUGGUAUUUGUAAGACCAGCUUUUUGAAUAACAUCAUUCGAAAAAUCAUUUUUCGUUGAAUGAUGAGGAGUUGAGGACCAAAUCAUUCCAGAACGGGAAGUAUACGAACUUUUCCAUGUGGAGUCAUCGUCUAAUUUUAGGUUUUCUAAAUCAAUUUCAUCAUCAUCGUCGGAUGUUUGGCUUUCGCCAUCUCCCGUUUCCGAACCGCUGUUUGCAUCAUCGAAAUAAUCACUGUCGCUUCCGGUUUCACUUGAACUGUCCAUAAUCUUUAUGAAAAAUAUUUCAAUGGAUUGAAAAUGCACACCCCUUUAGAUCAGAGAAUGACUCAUUUUAUUAGACAUUAGAAUUUUCAUUGUUUCUCCGUUUUGUAAAAAACAUAUUACUGAUACAAUGUUUUACUAAGGGGGCGCACUAAUAUGGAGAAAGAAUGUAUUUCGUUCUAGAUUCAUUAUCAUAUAUCUCUUCGUAAAGGUUACUAGCUGCUGCUGAAAACUGCGAAACAACAAAACAUGUUUAGCAUUUUUCGGAGAUUUCGAGCGUGGGGUCAAAAAUGACCCCGGCUGGUACUCCAAGGGUUAAAUUAACAUCAUCAUCAAAUUCACCUGAUUAUGUUGCUUUUCGAACAAUUGGAUUUACAGAAGAAUUUCAAUCAGAUUGAAUUAUAUUAUUAGAAAUAUCACUUCUUCCACAUAUUCAUCAAUCAGUUAUUAAUAUAAAACAAAUGUUAAAUCAAUUUAAAUAUUGAACAAGUCAAUGUAAUCAAAUAAUUCAAAAAUUAACAUUAGCUGAUCUUGAUCGUAUUCUUUAUGAUGGAAAAGGUUUUUAUGUUUAUUUAAUACUUGAUUAUGGAAAAUUUUUUUAUUGUGGUAAUCAUGAACAAAUAUCAAUUUUAGAUAAAAUUCGUUUAUUUAAUCAACUUAAACAUACAUUUUAUAAUAAUUUAAAACAAGGAAAUUGUUAUGAAUUAAUGAGUCCAUUUAUAAAUCAAUCAUCAAAUUUUCUUCGUCAACUUUCACAAUCGACUAUUCAAUUAAUAAGUUAUGUACGUAAUGCAUGUUUACCAUUAUUAUCACCUAAUUUACGUGAACCUCGUCCAUUAGAAGGAAAAGAUGAACAAACAUUUGAACUUAUUCAAUUAUGUCCAUCAUUAGCUGUAGGUUUUCCAUAUUUUGCUGCUGGAAUAUGGAGAAAUUGGGGUAGAGAUACAUUUAUAUCAUUACGUGGUCUUAUUUUAUUAACUGGUAGAUAUGAAGAAGCUCGUUAUUUAAUAUUAUCAUAUGGUGGAUGUCUUCGUCAUGGUUUAAUUCCAAAUUUAUUAGCUAAUGUACCUAAUGGUUAUGAAAUACUUUCCGAUAAAGUAUCACGUUUAUAUCCAACAGAUGAUAGUACAGCACAAAUACCUGGUACACAUGAUCAAUUAUUAUAUGAUGUUAUUCAUGAAGGUUUUUUUUUACGUCAUAUUCAAUUAUUAAGUUUUCGAGAACGUGAUGCUGGACAUUCUUUAGAUUUUGUUAUGACUGAUCAAGGUUUUAAUAAUCAAAUUAAUGUUGAUACUAAAACUGGUUUUAUUUAUGGUGGAAAUCGUUGGAAUUAUCGAACUUGA
Molecule: messenger RNA, 3213 nt
Organism: Rotaria sp. Silwood1
Lineage: Eukaryota; Metazoa; Rotifera; Eurotatoria; Philodinida; Philodinidae
Source: the annotation of a GenBank genome assembly